CACACUCGGGUGUUGUGUUUAAUUUGAUUUAAGAUAUUCAUAUUAUUAUGGAAUAUGACUAUGAAGAGCCAGUGGAAAAGAGAUUUGAAGACCUAUGUCAAGAUUUAUGCAUAGAUGGAAACGUUAGAGAAGAAGCCUGGGAAAAGUACAAAGAUGUCUGGGCAAAUUAUUCAAUUGAUGGCGAUCAAAUCCAGUGGCUAGUAUGCUCAUUAUACGAGUGCUGUCGGCGCUCAACAGCAGAUGGAAUGUCAGGGAAUGUUGAAAACGCCUACGUUUCAUUGUCACGUUUGCUGUCUACGGCUAAAAUGAGCAUGGUUCAAUUCUUUCAUCGCGUUAGGAAAUGGGCUGACAUGACUGAUAUGGCAGAUGAGAUGAGAGACCGUCUCGAACUACUGGAGCGUCAAUUUUCUGUUUCGUCCGUAGUUUUCCGCAAUUUCGGUCGGUCAUUUGGUGUCCUAUUUUCCGACACGGAUUAUGAAACUAGUCAAACGCAUCCUACGGGUUCAGAUUUAUUCCGAUUGACGUGGCUAUUAUUCAUAAAGUCUCGAGCGAGUUUUCCAGCAGUCACAGAUGAUUUGGUUAACUCCUACCACUUAUUGGCGUGUUGUUUAGACUGGGUGUUAGGAGCAACUAUGGUUUCCAGAAGACGUGAUUUAAUCAAUAUGGAACAAAAUGGUUUGCCCAGGGAUUUUUUAAAUGCGGUCGCUCAAAACAAAACCUGGUGUCCACCGCAUGAUCAACCGACCUGUAUGCUACGUCCAAUAUGUGAGGAUAACGAUGUUAAUUAUGUUGAGUGUAAAACUGUGAAACAACACUUCUUCCAAAGGUUCACGGCACGAUUAAUCGAAAAAGAGUUAAUAAAAAUUCAUCCCUCGGUUCUUGGAAGUUUAUUAGAACCGGAAAAUUUUGAAGCAACACUACAAAAUUUAAAUAAUAAUUAUGAAGAAUACAUUAUUGGAACUGGAGAUUUCGAUGAACGUAUUUAUCUUAAUCCGAAUGCAGCUGAAGAGAUUGGAUCAAUUGGAGAAAGUUGUGUACAAUCGGAAUUUCAUUUACCUGCAGGCUUAACACCAUCUGCACGUAGAUAUAUGCUUGAGGUGAGUAAUUCAGGUUUUGGUGGCUUCACUGAAACUACACGACGUGGUAAUGCCAAUGCUGGAACUAUCAGCCGUCUUAAUGGAGGUGUUAAUUUCAGCAAUCCUGAGGCGAGAAGUCAAAAUCUCAAUCAAUUACAAAUCUUAUUAAAUGGUCGAAAUAAAGAGCCAAGUGAAGCCUUAGCUGAUCUUAUUAAAGCGCAUUGUUCAACCUCACCCCUUCCUGUAAUCCGUCAACGGCUUGAAGACCUGGGUGUACAAUUUCAACGUGCCUAUGCUGGAUUAAAAACUACAACAACAACUACUACUACUAGUAGUGGAGUGACAGUGACAGUGACACCGACGUCAACAGCAACCAGUUUAGCUGUUUCUGCUGCACAACAACGUUUACAGCUAUGCUAUCCACUUUACUAUCUGGCUUUAGAGCGUAUUUUGAUGGAUGAAAUUCGUAGGAUUGAAAAACGACUCGAUGGUGUCACUCCGUUGUCUAGUUCUUCAAACAAUACUACCAUUACUACUACUACUACUAGUAGUAGUUCAAAUCAAACACGUCGUGUACGUCCUGAUCUUGGACCACUGCUAUCACAAGAUACUUUUCAUCGUGCUUUGUUCACUUGUUGUAUGGAAAUAGUUCUGUUAAGUUGCGACCCUCCAAAUCAUCAUUUCCCUUGGAUUUUACAAGCUUUAAAUUUGGAUUCAUUGCAUUUCUUCAAGGUAAUUGAAGUUGUCAUUCGUAAUAUGGAUCUCCCACGAGAUAUUGUAAAGUAUAUGAAUCAAGUUGUUGAGCAUAUUUUAGACACAUAUGCAUGGCGAUCUACUUCACCGAUAUGGUCUGUACUUAAGGCAACAGGUCGAGCUCCGUCUAUUGAAGAAGUUAUACCGCCUGAAAAACUUGAUCAAGGUUCUAACAAUUUUUACACACGCAACUCUGUUGUUGUAUCUACCAAUCAAAAAGUUAUAAAUCCAACUUGUGUGUUGCCAACUAAAGCCAUAAAGUUAUCACCACCAUCCUCUGAGACUAAACCACAACAACAACAACACCAACAACCACGUUUAACAGGUAUUAUUACUACAAUACCACUAAGUCAACAACAACAACAACAGCAACGACAAACUUCUACUAUCCAUCGAUUAUUAUCCUCUGGUGUUGAAGAUGAAUCCGCCCAAGCUGCAGCUCAACUACUGGCCAGUGGAGCUACUGAUGACAAUAAUUCACAAAGUAAUCUAGACUCUGGUCUUCUUGGAACAGCUACUGAUGAUGUUGUUGGUGUUGGUGUUGGUGGUGGUGGUAUGAAUCAGGAUAAUACUACAAGCGUAGAUAUCAAACAUAUCCCAGAACAACUUGUAGAUGAUUAUAUUGUUAACAAUGCUACAGUUUCUAUAACAACCACUACAACAGAUUCAACCAAUAGUAGUAGUAGUACUACAAUAUCCAUUCCAUGGUCAUCGUCUUCUGCUGCUGCCGGUGGCGGUGGUGUCGGCAGUAUACAACUAAUCUAGCCAGUUACUUCCCUACACGUCAUGAUUCAAUUGCUAUAUUCUUUCGACAAUUAUAUCAGAUAGCUAGUUUACGCUUAAGAGAUCUAUGCGAACGUUUAAAUCUUACACGUGAACUUAUGGCAAAAAUUUGGACUUGUGUAGAACAAGUCAUAGUUCAUGAAACUGAACUACUCAGAGAUCGAUGUUUAGAUCAGAUUAUAAUGUGUUGUUUAUAUGGGAUAUGCAAGAUUGUGCUUUAUCGACCAUUGACAUUUGUUGAUAUAGUUCAUGUUUAUAGAUUACAACCUCAAUCCUUUCGAGAUGUCUACCGUCGAGUACUCAUAAAUCGAGUAUCAUAUGGUCGUGGUAGUACAGAAGAACGUGGUGAUCUGUCUCAAUUCUACAAUAUCAUUUUCUUACAACAAAUGAAAGAGUUUAUUAAAAAGGCGGCAGCUGUACGCUCUACCUAUAAUGAAAUGGAUCCUAAUAGUAAUGCUAGUCACCACCAGCCAGGCCAAUCAUUCGGUAGUAGUAGUGAUUCACAAUCAAAUGAUGGUGGUAAUUCUGUCCUAAAUCAAUGGACACUUCAUCCAUCCUUAUCACCGAUGCCUGUACAAAUGAAUAUUUUAGCGUCAUCAAAUUCUGCAUCACCUGUCAAUCUAAGAGUUGAUGCUGGUGCUGCAGCUACAUCAGGCGAUAUGAUGCAAGCAAGACGUUUAGCCAGUAAUCGUAAUAUCUUUAUCAGUCCAGUGAAACAACAAGUGAAUUUAUCCCCGAAAAAAGUUAUCUUCACUAUUGGUCGUAGUACUGGUAAAGAUUUGCAAGACGUGAACUUAAUGAUUAGUUCAGCAGAACGUCGUGCAUCCAUGGCUAAUUUAACAAUGGGUCUUAAACGUCCACUUGGCAGUAUUGUUGCUGGUCUUGGUGGUGGUGGUGGUCCACCUACAUCAUCAUUUCUUACAAAUACAUCGGCAUUUACUGUCACCUCAGCGACAGGCGCCCCAAGGACAGUAACACUUGUUGGACCAGGUGGAUUUACAGCGAAACGUAUAAAUUUCAAUGCAUAAAAAACAAAAAGCCGGCGACACAAUUCCAAUUUUCACUCAUCCCUCCCCCCGUUUUAAAUUCUUCUUGCCUUUUGUAUUCCCAUGAAUAAUAAUAAUAGUCAUUAAUCAUUGUUCAUUAUCAUCUUCAUCGCUAUCUAUAUCUCUAUUCAUUGAUAAUAUUGUAAAAAUAUUUAUAUAAAUAUAUGUAUAUUUCUUCUUUUUUAAAAUAAAAGGCAGAAUACAAGUAAAUAAAGUAAUAAUAAAGCCUUAUUUUCUAUAAAACAUUUUAUUCUUUCAAUGCAGAAAUAAUGGUAAUAAUAAUAAUAAUAAUGCACGGUUCUUGUACAUAAGGAGAAAUAGUAUUAUAAUAAUAGAAAUAAUAACAAUAAUAAUAAUA
Molecule: messenger RNA, 4016 nt
Organism: Trichobilharzia szidati
Lineage: Eukaryota; Metazoa; Platyhelminthes; Trematoda; Strigeidida; Schistosomatidae
Source: the annotation of a GenBank genome assembly